Calypte anna (Anna's hummingbird) is the source of this 2340-nucleotide messenger RNA. It is a transcript of the gene NOX1, whose product is annotated as NADPH oxidase 1. Gene Ontology annotation, biological process: superoxide anion generation; defense response. The record is from RefSeq and is a predicted model, not a curated record. The transcript is spliced from 13 exons. Lineage: Eukaryota; Metazoa; Chordata; Aves; Apodiformes; Trochilidae. Gene Ontology annotation, cellular component: plasma membrane; NADPH oxidase complex. Bases 46 to 1971 code for a protein of 641 amino acids. Gene Ontology annotation, molecular function: superoxide-generating NAD(P)H oxidase activity.
UGCCCCGCAGCACCCAACUGUGGGGCCAUAGGGGACCCUUCAGGGAUGAGCCCACAACGGGACUGGUUUCAGGGCUGGCGGAUGGGCCAGCCCACCCCGGUUUCCUGGAAGGUGGCCUUUGAAACCUCCCGGCAUUUCCUGAAAGGCUUCUCGGGGGAAAGUCCCCAGGGUGUCGUUCCCCGGGCCGGGGCUGCUGCGCCGGCUGCCUCCUCCAUAAAACGGUGGUCAGACAGCAGCAGACAGACAGACAGCAGCUGGACAGAACUGGGACAUUGGACUAUGGGCAACUGGCUGGUCAACCACUGGUUCUCGGCCGCUGUCCUGGCAGCCUGGCUGGGCAUCAACAUCUUCCUCUUCACCUACUAUUUUCUGUUCUUCGACCAGGACGAGCAAUACUUCUACACCAGAGCCAUCCUUGGGCCUGCCUUAGCAUGGGCACGAGCAUCAGCCAAGUGCCUCAACUUCAACAGCAUGCUGAUCCUGCUGCCUGUCUGCCGCAACCUCCUCUCCUUCCUCCGUGGGACCUGCUCGUGCUGCCGGCGGACGCUGCGGAAGCAGCUGGACCACAACCUCACCUUCCACAAGCUGGUAGCCUAUGCCCUGGCCCUGCUCACAGCUGUGCACACCAUCGCCCACCUCUUCAACCUGGAGCGCUACAACCAGAGCCAACAAGCCACCGACCGUAGCCUCCCUGCUGUCCUCUCCAAGAUGCACCUGCAGGACAACAAGUGGCUGAACCCCAUCCAUUCCAACCACACUACCGUCGAGUACGUGACCUUCACCACCAUCCCUGGGCUGACAGGGGUGAUCAUCACGCUGGCACUGAUCCUCAUGGUCACGUCCUCCACCGAGUUCAUCCGUAGAAACUACUUUGAGGUCUUCUGGUACACACACCACCUUUUCAUCAUCUAUUUUGCCGGUCUCCUCUUCCAUGGCAUCGCCGGGCUGGUGCGUGGGCAGACAGAGAAGAGCAUGGCAGAGGUGCAUCCCCAUCGCUGUGCCCUCAACCUCACACAGAGGGACCAGAACUGCAGCCAUGACUGCUGCAAAGACCCUGAGUUCGGGAGCAUCCCUGCUGAGUCCUGGAAGUGGGUCCUGGCCCCCAUCCUCCUCUACAUCUUCGAGCGGAUCCUUCGGGUCUGGCGUUCAUGGCAGAAGGUGGUUGUCACCAAGGUGGUCAUGCACCCUUCCCGCGUGCUGGAGCUGCAGAUGAACAAGAGGGGCUUCAGUAUGGAGGUGGGGCAGUACAUCUUUGUCAACUGCCCCAGCAUCUCCUUGCUGGAGUGGCACCCCUUCACCCUCACCUCGGCACCCGAGGAGGACUUCUUCUCCAUCCAUAUCCGGGCAGCUGGGGACUGGACAGAGAGUCUCAUUGACACCUUCCAGCAGCAGAAGCCAGAAAUGCCCAGGAUCAAGGUGGAUGGCCCCUUUGGGACAGCCAGUGAAGAUGUGUUCCAGUAUGAGGUGGCCAUGCUGGUGGGAGCAGGCAUUGGAGUCACCCCCUUUGCCUCCAUCCUGAAGUCCAUCUGGUACAAGUUCCAGCAGGCUGACCAGACCCUCAAGACCAAGAAGAUCUACUUCUACUGGCUCUGCCGGGACACUGGAGCCUUUGCCUGGUUCAAUGACCUGCUUGCUUCCCUGGAGCAGAAGAUGGCUGAGUCAGGCAAGGCAGACUUCCUCACCUACAGGCUCUUCCUCACCGGCUGGGACACCAGCAUUGUCAACAACGUGGCACUCCACUUUGACACUGCUACAGACACAGUCACAGGUCUCAGGCACAAAACCAUCUUUGGGAGGCCCAUGUGGAACAGCGAGUUUGCAGCGGUGGCUGAAGCUCACCCCAGGUCAGUGGUUGGUGUGUUCCUCUGCGGGCCAGCAGCCUUGGCAAAGAGCCUGCAGAGAUCUUGCCAGCAGCACUCCAGCCUGGACCCCAGGAAAGUCAAAUUCUACUUCAACAAGGAGAACUUCUAAGUGACAGCUGGGCUGGGACUCCAGCGAGCUGGGGACACUGCCAGUCUCGUCUCACCUCACCUCCUGUGCCAGAGCAUGGCCAGGGAUAAGCAUCUGCACCAAAGCCAGGCAUGGCAUGGCAAGGUGUUCUUCUCCAUGAGAAACUCCAGGGUCAAUGACUGCUGCCUUCUUGACCCAAUCUACAAGGGUCCCCCACAGGGGGAAGCAGGACUGCAGCUCCACAUGGCCCACUGAGGAAGCAGAGGGAGGUGCUGCAACGAUGCUGCUGGAGCAGCAGGAAGCAGCAGGAGUGCCCAGCGGGCUGGGCAGAACGACAGGAUGGCGAUGGAUGGGAGAGGGGCACACUGAGCAGGCUCUGGGGGCCAAACU